CGGUCUAUGAACCGUACCCACAAAUUCAUAAUCCGUGCGCACGUUUUGUAUUUUUUUCUCCUACAGGUGACCUCCCGGGCUCCGUGGUACGGUUGUUUGCGUCUGAAGCUCAUUCCUCCAGCAGAAGACCGUCAGAGCAGCCGCAGGUGCGGACUCCAAUCCGGCUGGUAGCGGUAAUUCACCACAAGCUGCUGGUUCGCCAGCUGCCGAAGAAAACCUGCACAGAGACCAUGUGGUGUAGCCUAUGGUUGUAGCUUCAUGCUUCCUGAGACACGCGGAUCCUAAUGAAUGCGUAUAGAGCAGCGUUGAGCGGAUAUUAUGCGCGUGAAUGGAGCAGAUGAAAUGAGAGAAUAACCAAGAAGAUCGUGUUUACAGCUGCCACCCGUACAAAAUGAGCCCAAGAGAAGAUGCUCCUGCAGACCGCGGCUUCUUCGUCGGGAUCAUAUUCUUCAUCCUUGGCCUGGGAACGCUGUUGCCAUGGAACUUCUUCAUGACGGCAUCUAUGUAUUUCAACAACAGACUCAACACGUCUGAAUGGAGUAAUGGAACAAUAACCACCAGGAAGGAGUAUUAUUUUGAUAACUGGAUGACUCUGCUGUCCCAGCUGCCUUUGCUGCUGUUCACUUUCCUCAACUCUUUUCUCUAUGAUUGGAUCUCGGAGAAGAUGAGGAUAGCAGGCAGUCUGGUCUUCAUCCUCAUCCUCUUCGUCCUCACUGCUGUGCUGGUGAAGAUCUCGAUGGAGGAGGACCGCUUCUUCUCCGUCACCAUGGCCACUGUCUGGUUCAUCAAUUCGUUCGGGGCCGUGGUACAGGGAAGUCUGUUUGGUUUGGUGGGUUUGUUGCCACAGAGGUACAGUGCCAUCUUUAUGAGCGGACAAGGGCUCGCUGGGACAUUUGCUGCUCUUGCAAUGAUCUUCGCCAUCGCAAGUGAAGCUGAUAGUGAGUCUGCAGCUCUGGGUUAUUUCAUCACUCCGUGUGUCGGGACUCUCAUCACACUCUUCAGUUACAUGCUGCUCCCAAAACUGGAGUUUGCUGGGUUUUACCUGGACAGCAAAAGCAAGAGUUACGAGCUUGAGACGUCCAGCCGGCUGCUGCCUACAGGUGACUCUGUCCCUCCAGGUGAUGUUGAAGGCUGUGAGAAGACCAGUGAUCCGUCUGUUGGCUCUGUGGCGAAUGGGAAUCCUAAUAAAGGUGAUAGCAGUGUGAUCGAAGAGGAGGGGGUCAGACAGGCCUUCAUCCCGCUGCAGUCAGAAAACAAGUCCACGCAGAAGAGCUCCAUCCUGGAAGUCUUCAAAAAGAUUUGGCUUAUGGCGUUCUGUGUGACGUUUGUAUUCACCGUUACACUCUCAGUUUUCCCUGCGGUUACUGUAGAUGUGAAAACUGUGUAUGGAGGAAAAUGGGAACGAUACUUCAUUCCUUUUUUUUGUUUUCUCUUGUUUAACUUGAUGGACUUUACUGGCAGAACUGUCACAAUAUUAUUGAAGUGGCCGUCUAAAGACAGUCGUUUGUUCCCGCUUCUGGUGGUCUGUCGAGUGAUCUUCGUCCCGCUGCUCAUGAUGUGUAACGUUCAGGAGAGACACUACAUGCCUGUGCUCUUCUCAAACGACUUCAUGUUUGCUGCAAUCAUGUUGUUUUUCUCCGUGUCCAGCGGAUACUUUGUGUGUCUGUCCAUGACCUACGCACCACAGCUUGUGGAGCCUAAAGAUGCUGAGACGGCCGGUGCGUUGAUGACGUUUUUUCUUGCUCUGGGUCUGUCGUUGGGAGCAGCGUUGUCGUUUCCUCUGCGUUUGCUGGCCUGACCUCACCAUCUCACUCUCACUCCUGAAUCCUCGGCUCUCAGGCUCCUGCAGCAGCGCUCGGGUGUCAGUCUCGUCUCUUACUGUUCACACACAUCAGACACAUUCAUGAAGGGAAGCAGUGACAUUACGCCGGUUUAUUUGGCAGCUAAAAAACAUGCUGUACAGAAUCACCAUGCUGUCAUAAAGGGAGAAAUUAAUAAAAAAAAAUAUA
This is a messenger RNA of Carassius carassius (crucian carp), 2009 nucleotides long. RefSeq names its product equilibrative nucleoside transporter 2. Gene Ontology annotation, molecular function: nucleoside transmembrane transporter activity. Gene Ontology annotation, biological process: uridine transmembrane transport; nucleoside transmembrane transport; guanine transport. Bases 392 to 1798 code for a protein of 468 amino acids. Gene Ontology annotation, cellular component: plasma membrane; basolateral plasma membrane. NCBI's taxonomy places the organism in Eukaryota, Metazoa, Chordata, Actinopteri, Cypriniformes, Cyprinidae. The record is from RefSeq and is a predicted model, not a curated record. The transcript has 13 exons.